This is a messenger RNA of Tripterygium wilfordii, 1641 nucleotides long. Its product is annotated as probable low-specificity L-threonine aldolase 1. The coding region runs from base 296 to 1366 and encodes 356 amino acids. Gene Ontology annotation, molecular function: L-allo-threonine aldolase activity. The record is from RefSeq and is a predicted model, not a curated record. The transcript has 11 exons. Gene Ontology annotation, cellular component: cytosol. Gene Ontology annotation, biological process: L-threonine catabolic process; glycine biosynthetic process. NCBI's taxonomy places the organism in Eukaryota, Viridiplantae, Streptophyta, Magnoliopsida, Celastrales, Celastraceae.
UCUAUUUCACAAUUCUUGACAAGUCUGGCGCAGCCUUCCUGGUCUUGAUUUUUCUCUGUUUGGGACUAACAAAUUCAAAAAAGACACAAUUGCAUGUUAUGAACGCUUGAGUGAUUGGUGGGUAAGGUUGGGUUUUUUGAAUUGAGGAUUUUCGUCUGAAGUUUCUGAGAAUUUGAAGGAAAAGGAGGAGCUAAAUAGAGUUAUUUUCAAGGAGGCAAAGAGCUUCAACUGGUCAGCUGCUGUUUCUUUUUUUUAAUUCUAGACCCAAGUUUGUCCUCCCAAGUUUCAGCUAAAAAUGGUGACUAGAGCGGUGGACCUUCGAUCGGAUACUGUCACAAAACCAACUGAUACAAUGCGGGCUGCUAUGGCAACUGCUGAAGUUGAUGACGAUGUGUUGUGUUAUGACCCGACUGCCUUUUGCUUAGAAAUGGAGAUGGCAAGGAUUACAGGAAAAGAAGCUGGUCUGUUUGUUCCAUCAGGUACUAUGGGCAACCUCAUAAGUGUACUUGUUCAUUGUGAAAUCAGGGGAAGUGAAGUUAUUCUUGGAGACAAUUCUCAUAUCCACAUUUAUGAGAACGGAGGGAUCUCCACCAUUGGAGGUGUGCAUCCCAAGACUGUGAAGAACAAUAAAGAUGGAACCAUGGAUAUUGAUUUGAUUGAAGCUGCAAUUAGGGAUCCAAGAGGAGAAAUUGUUUUCCCAACUACAAGACUUAUCUGCUUGGAAAAUACACAUGCAAACUCUGGUGGUAGAUGCUUGUCUGAGGAAUACAUAGAUAGAGUUGGGGAGUUGGCUAAGAGCCAUGGUUUGAAGCUUCACAUAGAUGGAGCUCGCAUUUUCAAUGCAUCAGUUGCACUGGGAGUUCCUGUCCAUAGACUUGUACAAGCUGCUGAUUCUGUUUCGGUCUGCCUCUCAAAAGGUCUGGGUGCUCCAGUUGGAUCUGUGAUUGUUGGCUCAAAAACAUUUAUUGCCAAGGCUAGAAGGCUUAGGAAAACCCUAGGAGGUGGUAUGAGACAGAUCGGGAUCAUCUGCGCGGCUGCGCUGGUCGCUUUACAGGAGAAUGUGGGAAAACUUGAAGCUGAUCACAAGAAUGCUAAGAUAUUAGCAGAUGGGCUGAAUCACAUCAAAGGACUAAGAGCUCUUCCAGCGGAGACCAACAUUAUAUUUUUUGACAUACUGGAGGAUUCAAAGCUUACAGCAGAAAAACUUUGCGAGAAUUUAAAAGAACAUGGUGUGCUUUUGAUGCAAGAGGGGCCAUCCAGAAUUAGAGCCGUCCUUCACCACCAAAUCUCAGAAGAUGAUGUGCAGUACACUUUGUCGCGCUUUCAGCAAGCCUUAUCUGGAGCAGAAAAUGAAAAUUGCAAGUAGUGGACAAUAGUGAUUCGCUCCGCUCUUUCCUAAGAUGCUUUUCCAUAGUUUUCUCUAAAAACGUCGGGAUGUAUUGAUCAUUCGACUAUCUUGGUAUCUUUUAAUAAUUUCAGCAACCAUGCGUUUGCUGAAAAUGUGAUCAAUGGCACUAAUGCUGCUUUGAAGUAAAUUUCCCCUAAAUACGAAUAUGUUUCAAAAUCUUUAGGCCAAUAUUGUUUAUAUGUAAUGGACAUUGUUCACCCCCGUGAUGACCAACAUGCUAAGAAAACUUAAGA